Cyprinus carpio (common carp) is the source of this 771-nucleotide messenger RNA. It is a transcript of the gene prxl2c, whose product is annotated as peroxiredoxin like 2C. Bases 56 to 769 code for a protein of 237 amino acids. NCBI's taxonomy places the organism in Eukaryota, Metazoa, Chordata, Actinopteri, Cypriniformes, Cyprinidae. The transcript is spliced from 7 exons. The record is from RefSeq and is a predicted model, not a curated record.
AUCCAGCAGGAAUGGGCGGAAACUUCCUAAAAUAACUCUUGGAAGAGUGAACGCAAUGGCUGCCGUUCUCCCGAUAACGCGACAGAUCGCGCGCUCCGUUCAGGAGAACAGACGCGCCUCACACGAUCUCUGCAUCGCUGAGGUCAGGGACUGUCUGAUAUUUGAUCGACACGGUGUCUCUAAAACCUUCAGCAGUUUGUUUCAACACAACAAAGCCAUCAUUGUGUUCGUGAGGAACUUCUUGUGCUACACAUGCAAAGAAUAUGUGGAGGAUUUGGGCAAAAUACCUCGGCAAAUGUUGCAGGAAUCGAAUGUCAGAUUAGUAGUGAUUGGACAGUCCUCGUGGGGUCAUAUAGAGUUUUGUUUUUUUCUUGAUGAAUCAAAAAUUGAAAAAAAAAAGGCUUUCUGCUCCCUGACAGGCUAUUCUCACGAAAUAUAUGUUGAUCCCGAGAGACAAAUCUACAAAAAACUUGGAAUGAGAAGAGGAGAGACGUACAUGGAGACACCUUCCAGCAGUCCUCAUGUGAAAUCCGGAGUACUGGUCGGGAGUCUGAGGAGCAUGUGGCGAGCCAUGACCAGCCCUGCGUUUGACUUCCAGGGAGAUCCGCUGCAGCAAGGCGGAGCUCUGAUCGUAGGCCCAGCUCCACAGGUUCAUUUUGCCCAUUUUGACAUGAACCGGCUGGACCACAUGCCCAUCAACUGGUUGCUUCAGUUAGCAGGCCUCCAAACGCUGGACUUCAGCGAGUCGCACAAAAUCAUUGAUAUCUGAAG